AUGAACAGCCCGCCGGUGAACUCGCUUGGCACGAGCUUGGUGACCUCGUUCAAGCAGGAGUUCCCGAAACUCGUCCAAGAUCCAAAGGCCCGGCUGGGUUUGCAGUGGAUGAUGGGCUUGUCGCCGAAGAUUCAGACGCGAGGUUUGCCACUCCAACAGAUGCAUUUGGGUGCCCCGUCAAGCGAUGAAGCUAUCCUCUUUGUGUGGGAUCGCACCGGCUGGCAUGUAGCUAGGCGAGUGGCGAAGAUUGCGAAACGUCUAGGGAACAAUUGCGUGCCUUCAACCACUAGGUUUGCCAUGAUGGUGGCAAUGGGUGAGGCCGAGAUGAGGAAGAACAACCCCGUGGCGGCCCUGAGCGAGAUGAUGGACACGAUCGAUGCCUCGCCCAAGACGGUGGUAGCAGCGCUCAACGGUCCAGCUUUGGGUGGUGGCUGCGAGGUCAGCUGCAAAGUGUUCCAUUGUGCUUUCGAAUCCUCGGCACCGUGUCAAGCUCUGGGCCACCGGGUAAAGCGGAAAGAGGGUAGACGUCUUACAAACAAACGGCGCGCGAGGUGA
Symbiodinium sp. CCMP2456 is the source of this 555-nucleotide messenger RNA. The record is from the annotation of a GenBank genome assembly. Lineage: Eukaryota; Dinophyceae; Suessiales; Symbiodiniaceae.